AUGCCAGGAACGCCACAGAAGAAUAAGAGAUCGGCGAGUAUAUCUAUUUCGCCUAUGAAGACUGCAGAGGAGAAAGAGCCACCUCACAAUGAUUCAAAAGCAACAAAGUUAAACCAAACAAAAAGAAAAAAAAAGUACGCAUUUGCUCCUAUAAAUAACUUAAAUGGGAAGAGCAGUAAAAUACCCAAUGCUGGUGUGUUAAAAUCAAUAUCUGUUUCACAAGUACGAAAUACAGCAAGGACCAAAGAAACAAGCAAAACGAUUAGCAAAAGCACAAAGUCACUACCGAGUUCGCAAGCUAAACUCAAACGUGAAGUCUCAAAUAUGACCAAGUAUCACGACUUCAGUCAUGAUGAAGACGGCCCUAUGGAAGAAGUGAUAUGGAAGUAUUCGCCUCUACAGCGAGAUAUGUCGGACAAAACAACGAGUGCCGCCGAAUUUUCUGAUGACUAUGAAGAUGCCCAAAAUCCCUCUUCGACUCCUAUAGUUCCCAAUCGUUUAAAAACCGUUCUCAAUUUUACAAAUAUUCACGUACCCAGUGUAAACGAAAAUCCAAUCACACAAGAAAAUGCAGACGAUCAAACACGAUCUAGACCAACGAACAUCUCACCAAGGGGUUCUUUUCGUAACAUAGAUGACAUUCUGGAUGACAUAGAGGGUGACUUAACUUUAAAACCGAAAAUGACGAAGUUCAACGAUUUGCCUUCUUCUCCUACCAAAGCACCUGAUGUUGCACAACCAGAGGUGAUUGUCGAAAGAGCGGAUAAUGUAAAUACCACAGGUGAUAGUAACGAUGGCGAUGAUUCUUUAAUUGAUAUUUUAACCCAAAAGUACGUUGAGAAAUACAAGGAUGUUGGUGAAAGCCAAAUUGCAAAUCAAAGCAGCGGAGACGAUCGACUAAGUGAAGAAAGUGAAGAAAAUGAAGAAAACGAAACAAAAGAAGCCAAUAAAGUCAACGAACUCAAUAAGAGUCAAGCAGAUCACACAUGUCUAAAAAUUCAAGAAACCGAAAGAAACGGGGAGAAUUUAUCAGACGAAUUUUCAGACGAUUCGUUGAUAGAACUGUUAAAUGUAAAUGAAACGCAAACAGCACCAAAUGUCAUUGAGCAAGAGAUUGAAAAGGUCGAGGAAAUGGUAUCUCACGAUUUGAAAGUCGAUUAUGAUACCGAUUUAUCUACGUAUAUUCUCAAAGCUAAAUCAGGUGCACCAAGAAAGGGGGUGGUACGAUUGGUAGUAACCAGUAUACGUACUGUAGAGCUGCCAAAAAUCGGAACACAAAAAAUACUGGAAUGCAUUGAUGCUAAGGGCGAACUAAGCUCUGUUGUCGUUCGGCAUCCUUGRGUGUAUUUAGAGUUUGAAGCUGGCGAUGUAAUACAUAUAAUAGAGGGGAAGAAUAUUGAAAACAAACGACUUCUUUCUGAUGAUAAGAAUCCUAAAACUCAAUUGGCGAACGACAACCUACUGGUUUUAAAUCCUGAUAUAUUAUUUUCAGCAACAUCAGUUGGAAGUUCAGUAGGAUGUUUAAGACGUGCAAUUCUACAAAUGCAGUUCAAAGACCCUCGUGGAGAACCAAGUCUAGUCAUGACUCUGGGUAAUAUCGUGCAUGAAUUACUACAAGAUUCAAUCACGUAUAAACUUUCUCACAGCAAAAUUUCAAUGGAAUACCUUGUGCAAAAGUUAGAUUCACUGUUGGAAACUUACUCGUUUGCAAUAAUGAUUUGUAACGAAGAAAUCCAGUAUGUCAAAGAGUUAGUUAUAAAAGAGCACGCUGAAAAUAUUCUGCAUUUUGUCAAUAAGUAUGUGUCAAAGAACAACUAUGGCUGCUAUACAUCUGUCUCAGGGACCAGAAGAACACAGCCGAUAUCAAUAUCGAAUGUAAUUGACAUUGAGGAAAACAUUUGGUCUCCAAUAUACGGCCUUAAAGGGUUCUUAGAUGCCACUGUAGAAGCUAACGUUGAAAAUAAUCAAAAGUGUAUCGUUCCUUUAGAAGUAAAAACUGGUAAAUCUAGAAGUGUUUCAUACGAAGUCCAAGGCCUUAUAUAUACACUGCUUUUAAACGACCGUUAUGAAAUACCAAUAGAUUUUUUUCUACUUUAUUUUACAAGAGACCAAAACAUGACAAAAUAUCCAUCUAUUUUGCACUCUAUCAAGCAUAUUCUGAUGUCCCGAAACAGAAUGAGCAUGAGCUUCAAGCAUCAACUUCAGGAAGUUUAUGGUCAAGCUCCAUCAAAGUUUGAAUUACCACCUUUAUUACGAGAUUCAUCUUGUGACACAUGCUUUAUGAAAGAAUCGUGUAUGGUACUGAAUAAAUUACUGGAAAAUGGAACCUCAGAAGAAAGCGGCCUGAUUGAAGGAGAAUUCGAUACUUUAACGGAGCACUUGUUGCCAAACCUCACCAUUUAUAAGGAUUUCUUUACAAAAUAUAACGAUCUCAUAACGAAGGAAGAAUCAAGCAUAACGUGCAUCAAUAAAGAGCUUUUUUUAUUGGACGGGUUUACGAGAGAAUCUAGAAGUGGGAGGUGUCUGUCUAAUUUAGUUGUGUUAGAGAUGAUUGAUCAUGAAGAAAAGGAAGGCACGUAUUUAUAUUGCUUCCAAAGACACGGUAAAGAUAACGACACACAAUCCAUGUUAUCUUCGCAAAUCACAGUAAAUGACUUUGUAAUUAUUAGUGAUGAGGAAGGCCACUUUUGUCUAUGCCAAGGUCGUGUACAGUUUAUAAAUCCAGACAACAUUGGAAUAUCCGUUAAGCGGAAAUUAUUAAACAACCGACUCUUAGAUAAAGAGAGAGGAGUUACUACCAUUAAAAGUGUAGUUGACUCUGAUUUAGAUCUUUCUAAUCUUGUCGCCACUCAAAAUCUAGUUACUUAUAGGAUCGAUAAAAACGACAUUCAACAAAGUUUGUCUCUAGCACGCUUCAAUCUUUUGAGUUUAUUUCUCCCAGCUGUUUCACCUGGUUUGGAUAUCAUUGACGAACGUAGUAAAUUAACCCGUAAAACAAAGAGAUCUGAUGGAGGUAACGAGACUCUACGAACUCUUCUCGUUGAUAAUCGGGCACCAAUAUUUAGAGGUGUAAAUGAUGACCCUGUAAUACCAUAUGACUUACCGGCGGAUAUAGCUUUAAACGUGGAUCAAAAACUAGCCAUAGAUAAAAUAAUGAGAGCCGAAGACUAUGCAUUGAUAUUAGGAAUGCCAGGUACAGGUAAAACCACUGUCAUUGCAGAAAUUAUUAAGAUUCUAGUCUCCAAAGGGAAAAGUGUACUUUUGACAUCAUAUACUCAUUCUGCAGUGGAUAAUAUCUUGAUGAAACUGAAUAAUACUAGCAUUAACAUAAUGAGAUUGGGAUUGAAACAAAGAGUUCACUCUGAUACCCAGAAGUAUGUGCCAAACUAUGAGUCAGUGAAGAGUUACAGUGAUUAUCUAGCUAAAAUAAACUCCGCUUCCGUCGUCGCUACCACGUGUUUGGGCAUAAGCGAUGUUCUAUUUACACUGCAUGAAAAAGACUUUGACUAUGUGAUCUUGGACGAAGCAAGUCAAAUAUCGAUGCCUGUGGCUUUGGGACCUUUACGAUAUGGAUGUAAGUUCAUUAUGGUUGGAGACCAUUACCAAUUACCACCAUUAGUUAAAAAUGAUGCGGCUAGGUUAGGCGGUUUGGAAGACUCGCUAUUCAAGACCUUCUGCGAGAAGCAUCCAGAGAGUGUUGUGGAGCUCACUUAUCAGUACCGUAUGUGUGGCGAUAUUGUUACCUUGUCUAACUUUUUAAUUUAUGAAAAUAAAUUAAAGUGUGGGAAUAACGAAGUAUUUGUACAGUCUCUGGAAUUACCAAUUAAAGGUGCAUUGUCACAAUAUAGAAGUGAAUCGAUUGAGUCUAAGAACUGGCUUGAAGAUAUACUAGAACCCAACAGAAAGGUCAUAUUUUUAAAUUAUGACAGAUGCCCCGACAUUAUGGAGCAAAGCGAAAAGGAUAACAUAACAAAUGUAGGGGAAGCAGAAUUGACCUUGCAAUGUGUAGAAGGAAUGAUGUUGAGCGGUGUGCCAUGUGAAGAUAUUGGCGUAAUGACGUUAUACAGAGCGCAGUUGAGGUUACUGAAAAAGAAAUUCAAUAAGGAUGCUUACAAAGGGCUAGAGAUCCUGACCGCCGAUCAGUUUCAAGGUCGUGAUAAGAAAUGUAUUAUUAUUUCCAUGGUCAGAAGAAACUCUCAAUUGAACGGGGGGUCAUUACUAAGAGAACUAAGAAGAGUCAAUGUUGCCAUGACGAGAGCCAAAUCCAAACUGAUCAUCAUCGGCUCAAAAAGUACAAUUGGUUCCGUUCCCGAAAUAAAAUCGUUUGUGAACUUGUUAGAGGAACGCAAUUGGAUUUAUACAAUGUGCAAGGAUGGGCCAUAUAAGUACAAGUUCCCUGAGAGAUUGGUGAACAGUGAGAUGGCAUAUAAAGGCUUCAAGAAAAGAACGGGUGCCAAGGCUAUCACGUCUCAAUCCAAACUCGUUAGCGACAAACCUAUCAUAAAGGAAAUUUUACAGGAGUAUGAGAGUUAA
Messenger RNA from Saccharomyces eubayanus, 4533 nucleotides. It is a transcript of the gene DNA2, whose product is annotated as bifunctional ATP-dependent DNA helicase/ssDNA endodeoxyribonuclease DNA2. Gene Ontology annotation, cellular component: cytoplasm. The transcript has a single exon. Gene Ontology annotation, molecular function: 5'-flap endonuclease activity; single-stranded DNA helicase activity. The record is from RefSeq and is a predicted model, not a curated record. NCBI's taxonomy places the organism in Eukaryota, Fungi, Ascomycota, Saccharomycetes, Saccharomycetales, Saccharomycetaceae. Bases 1 to 4533 code for a protein of 1510 amino acids. Gene Ontology annotation, biological process: replication fork reversal.